AUGGCGGGACUGUCAUCUACGAGGGAGUUGCUCCGAAGGGGUUGGCCGAAGGACAAGCUGGUGCUGUUGGAAGCGUCCUCGAGGUUCGGGGGGCGGAUGCGCACACGUCACCACGGGCCCGCCGGGGGGGGGCUGUGCUUCGACCACGGGGCGGCGUACAUCCACGGCACCUUGGGAAACCCCCUCGUAGACUUGGCCAACGGGGCCGGCAUCGGUUUGAAACAGGUAUCAGAGUCGAACCCCUGGAUAGAGGCAACGCCGUCGGUAUCCCUUUUCUACGGCGGCGAGCGAGCGGGUGAAGCCGAAACCGCCGCGAACGACGAGGCGUUCUGUGAGCUGAUGGGCCGGGUCAGGGCCAUGGCGCAGGGCUGCGACGACGCCGAAGCUCCCGCCGGGGACGCCAUCGAGAAGCUGCUGCUGGACGAGCCGUUUCGCUCCUUCUCCGUGCCGGAGCUGGCCCGGUUGCGGAUGAGGGUCCUCACGCUGGCUCUAUGGCACGGGUGCGACGUCCAGGAUAUGCAGCUAAGAUCGCUCGAGUUCGAAGACAAGCCGUUCCACGGCGGGCAGGGGGUCUACGGUGACUUCCCCGGGCCGCAUUGCGUGGUGGAGGGGGGCGUGGAGCGCAUCGCGGAGGUGGUUGCUAUCCCGCAGGUUCGAGAGUGUCUCCGCCUCAACGCGCGCGUCAGCCGGAUAGCCAUCUUGGACGCCGACAAGGCUGCUGCCGCCGCCGCUAUUGCCGCUAACAAGACGAGCGGACGACCAGCAGCGGUGGCUAAGGCCGGACAUGUACAGGUGGUUGUUCAUAAGCAGGCGGUGGUGGGAGGGUCCGGGGACGGCGCGGAGGAGGAAGAAGAGGAGUUGGUGCUGGCGGAGGCGGUGAUCGUGGCGGUGCCGCUGUCGGUGUUGCAGGAGGGGACGGUGGAGUUCGAUCCCCCUCUAUCUGAGGAGACCAGCUCGGCCUUGUCCAGGCUCAGCAUGGGGAACUACGAGAAGAUCAUGAUGGAGUUCGCGGAGCCCUUCUGGCCCGCCGACACCCCGUUCAUCGGGUGCUGCACCCCGUCCCUCGAGAGAGCGCCGCCGGCCGCACCGGUGCCAACAACCGCACCGGGGCCAGCAACCGCCGACGGAGGGUCGUAUUCCCCGACUCCCCCCGCUCCGAGACCGAGGACGACGGUGUCGGGAUCGGCGCCGCGGAUGACCGCCGACGGUGGCGGGGCCGCACCGCCAUCAUCGCCGGGUGCCGCGAAUCCGUCGUCUCUCCUUGCCGCGGAGAACGGCCAUACCCCGGCAUUGGCAGCUGCUGCUGCGGGAGCAGCAGCUACACCGGCGGCGGCGGCGGAAUCGGCGGUUGUUGGUGGUGCCCCGCCGCUCCCCGCGAGCCCUGUGUUUUUGGAGAACCACUUGUGGUCGAAAGGGGUGCCGGUGCUGACCGCCGCGGUUACCGGCGAGCGGGCUCGGAUGGUGUCCGCCGCUGCCCGUACGAUGGUUGGGGGGGAGGGGGCGGGGAGCAGCGGGGCGGCGGAGGAUGGUUGGAGGGCCUCGCACGCUAGAGAGAUGUACCGCAGGUUGAUCAAGCCCGCGCUCGUCGAGGGUUUGGGGGGGAAGGGAGAGGACCUACCGGAGCCGGUGUCGGUGUUCGUGACAAGCUGGGGGCAGGAGCCCUUCCAGCGAGGCUCCUACAGUUUUUUCCCCCUGGGGGCUCGAGACGACGAUAUUCACACGGCAGGGCGGGGGGCGGCUUUCGGGCCGCCGGGGGGGGCCGCGGAGGGCGGCGAAGGGGGGGGGUCCGAGCGAGUUUUCUUCGCGGGGGAGGCCACGGUCCCAGGGCUAGAGGGAAGCAUGCAUGGGGCUUAUCUAUCCGGGGUGCGUGCGGCAGAGGACGUCGCGUAUGCCUUCGGCUUGCCCCUGUGA
Ectocarpus siliculosus is the source of this 1911-nucleotide messenger RNA. NCBI's taxonomy places the organism in Eukaryota, Phaeophyceae, Ectocarpales, Ectocarpaceae. The record is from the annotation of a GenBank genome assembly.